AUGAAUGUCGACACAAUCCCCGACUUUCUCGGAGAGCAACGUGAUGCUGCGCCAGCAGACCUUCAACACCUUUUCUUAUCCUUCGAAGAUCUCUGGGAAAAGAAGCUGUGGCAUCAACUGACAGAUACCCUCGUUGAGUUUUUCAAUCACAAAGAAAGCGCUUCCCAACGAUUACCAAUAUAUAAGACAUUCAUCCUCACAUUCGCCGAUAAGAUCAAUCAGUUGAAGCUUGUUACUCUUGCUUUAAGCGCUGCUUCACAGUGUAAAGAUGGUUCAGAGCGCCUGUCAUUCCUAGAGGCAGUAGCAAAGAAAGUCGAUAAUCCCAAUUCCCAAGAUGCAUACGUCUACGCAACAGUGGCUGUAGCCACCGUCAAAUUAGAAUUACAAGAUCAGGAUGGGGCAAGAAAAGAUUUGGAUAAGUCAGAGAAGAUAUUAGAUGGGUUUGACUCUGUGGAGACGAUCGUACAUGCUGCAUUCUACCGGGUUAAUGCAGAGUACUAUCAAUCCAAAUUGGAGUUCGCAUCAUAUUACAAAAACGCUCUGCUAUACCUAGCUUGUAUCGACCUUAACGACCUCACCCCAUCUGAGCGCAAAAGUCGAGCCUACGAUCUGAGCAUCGCAGCUCUUGUAUCCGAUACUAUCUAUAACUUUGGUGAACUUCUUCUUCACCCCAUCCUCGAUACCCUCGUUAAGGACGACGCCUGGCUCCGAGAUCUUCUUUUCGCUUUCAACCGUGGUGACCUUGCUGCCUACGAUGUUCUCUCCGGUCACAUCUCCUCUAACCCCCUACUCGCACAACACCGCGAUGGACUCAAACAAAAGAUUUACCUCGCUGCCCUCACCGAAGCCGUUUUCCGCCGCCCUCCUCAUGACCGUGCCAUGACCUUCCGCACGAUCUCCGAAGAAACUAAAGUUCGCCCGGACGAAAUUGAGCAUUUAAUUAUGAAGGCUUUGAGUUUAGGGUUGUUACGAGGAAGCAUCGAUCAAGUUGAUGAAAUCGCGCGUAUUAACUGGGUACAGCCUAAGGUGUUGGACAUGGGUCAAAUCGAGGGUAUGCGUACACGACUAGAGGAAUGGGAUUCCAGUGUCAACUCACUGGGCAACUGGAUCGAGUCCAAGGGUCAGGACGUGUGGGCAGCAUGA
This is a messenger RNA of Botrytis fragariae, 1143 nucleotides long. RefSeq names its product putative proteasome regulatory particle subunit protein. The coding region runs from base 1 to 1143 and encodes 380 amino acids. Gene Ontology annotation, cellular component: cytosol; proteasome regulatory particle, lid subcomplex; nucleus. Gene Ontology annotation, biological process: ubiquitin-dependent protein catabolic process. The record is from RefSeq and is a predicted model, not a curated record. Gene Ontology annotation, molecular function: structural molecule activity. The transcript has 2 exons. Lineage: Eukaryota; Fungi; Ascomycota; Leotiomycetes; Helotiales; Sclerotiniaceae.